AUGCAGUCGACGCGCGGGCGGAGCGUCAUCGCUGCGCCAGAUGGGACGGAUCGCUUUCUUGUCGGCGGAGGAGCAGAACUCAGGCUGUACGAGGCUCAGACAACCCGCACCGCGACCGGCCAGCGUUCUCAACGCUUCACCACCUCGAGCGUCGUCUCCGAACUCGCAGGCUUGCGUGCCUUCGCAUGGGCUCCACGGAAACAUGCGGCGCCUCCGCUUGUCGCAGCGGGUCUGACGACUGGGAGGGUGUUGUUGCUACGGAUGGACGAGGGAGACGGUCGAGGAGGAGGAAAGGCGAUGCCGUCUGUGCAGAUUAACGUCCGGCACUCCCGGCCGUGCAACAUCGUCACUUUCUGCCCCGACCAGCCAGGCCUACUCGCCGUCGGACUCGAGAAGGGUCGCGGCGAGUCGCUUCUCGUCUACGACGUCCAGCGCAGCUUCGACUCUUCCGCCAACCACGAUCCCUCUUCCUCCUCCGCCUCCCGCAACUUCUCCCUUCACCGCGAGACGUCCGCCUCGGGUCGCAGCAGGAACCAGUCCCCCGCUCGCCUCUCAAGCUUGCCCUCCCCUUCACCUUCUCCCUCUCCCCACGACCCACUCCCGCUCGUCUCGUUCGGUUCGUCCGAAGUAAUCACCUCCGCGGCCUUCCUUGCCUCGCCCGCCGGCCCCUCCGCAUCCGACACCUCUCCCCUCCUCGCCGCCGCAAUGGCCAACAAGUGGCUGCGAGUAUACGACCUCCGUUCCCCUCCUUCAACAGUCACGACCUGGUCGACGCGCUCAAUCUGGGGCAUCCAAUCCAACCCUUUCAACAGCCAGCAGCUGACUUCCUACGGCGACGACGGGAUAGUCCGACUCUGGGACCUCCGGAAACCGAUGGACCCGCUCCUCUCCUUCUCCGAAGUCGACGCAGGCUCGAACCCCGCUCAGAAACAACGCGCGAAUGUCGUGCCGAGACCCUUGGCGGAGACGGCUUGGUCUAGUGAGAAGAGGGGCGUGUUUGCGAUGCUGGAGAGGGACGGGUCGGCGCUGAGAGUGUGGAAUCUUGUGGAUGGGCCGGGGCCGAGGUUGGUCAGUGCGGCGGGAGGAGUGGGCGCGCCUCUCAGGGCGGGAGGCGCGAGUGGCGCGAUGACGGGCGAGAUGGACGCGGGAGUUGACGAGAAGGACGUCCUGAGGAUGCCGAUCGUCUUGGACGACCGGAAGACCCGCUCAUUCCAGCAGACGCCCACGUCUUUCGCUUUCGCGAGCAGCGGCGACUCCGCCGAGCUGCGCUUCGUCGGCCUCUCGCGCGACUCGGCGAACCCAGGCUCGUCCGGCCAGCGGCUCGAGAUCAUCGACCUACCACCGGCUUCUCACUCAGCCUUCCUCGAGCGGAGCAUCCUAGUCUCGUCCUCGCCCGACAAGCAUUCGACCUACUCGAUCCCGGUCGGUUCCUCGACGCUCGACGACUCCGACCCGCUCGACUCGCUCGCCGCCGCCCAUCGCCGUCUCUCCAUCUCCCCCGCGACUCCGGCGCUCCAAAUCUCCGUCGACCCGCUCAUCCGCAGCCCACAAACAACCGACCGCGGCCGCACCCUCUCACUCGCAGGCUUACUCCCGCCCCAGACAGACCGGAACCUCACUCCCCGUCCAUCAAACAUGCUCAUGCGACGGAUCUCGAGCGGUGGAGUAGUGCAACUUGUGGCGCCGAAUGCGGCGGAUGAGAUGGGACUCAGAAGUUUGAGCACCGAUAUGUCGGUUGUGGUGAGGGAACGGGUAGAGGCGGGGUAUGGGUCUGACCCGCUCGUGAAUGCUGGACUGAGCGAUGCGGGUGUCAAGGAGUUCUGGCUGUGGGUCACACGCGCCCAGGCGCUCUCGAGCGAGGCAUGCGUCCCGGAUUACGACUUUCGUUUCCGCGGCGUCCUUCGUAUCCUCCUCGGUUUCCCCUCCGGCAUGACGCACCCCAACGCUUCUGCGUCACCCACCUCCUCCACUCACUCUUCUCCUGGCACUUCCCCUCGCGCCGCGACUCCCCGCUCGAUCUACACCGACAUAACCCGCUCCCUCCGGCGCGGUGACGAAGCCCAAUCCAAACACGCCGCCUACGCCGCAGGCUGCGCGCAACUGGUCGCCAAGCGCAAACUGAAGGACGUCUUUGCGAUCAGCUCGUCGCAGUUUGCGGCGCAGAGGAAGAUCGCGUUGUCGUGCUGUGGUGCGGAGUGGGAGGAGGGCUGGGAGGCGGUUUGUGCGAAGUUGGCGAAGGCUGGGGAUCAUGAGGGUGCUGCGAGGCAUGCAUUCUUUUCGGGACAGCUGGAGAAGUCGAUGGGCUACUUGCGCCUCUGCAAGGACGAGAACCUCCGCAUGCUCGCGCCCAUCGUCGCCGCCUACCUCGCGCAGAAAGACUCCCUCCGCGGCUCCGAAUCCAACUACGCCUCCCUGUGCCGCUCGCUCUCCUCGGACGUCGAGACGCCCUGGGUUAGGGCGAUGUUUGCGUACUUGGCGACGAGCGAUUGGAGGGAGUUGGUGGAUGAGACGGGGUUGGCGUUGAGGGAUCGGGUGGCGGUGGCUUUGCGCUUCUUGUCUGACAGCGAGCUCAUCCCCUUCCUGCAAGACAUCGGCGACGAAGCGCUCUCCUCAAGUGACCUCGAAGCCGUCGUCCUCUUCGGCCUGCGAAACGACGGUCUCAAGCUCCUCUCCUCCUACGUCGACCGCACCGCCGACGUCCAGACCGUAGCCCUCGCAUGCUCCUUCACCUCCCCCGGCAUGAUCCGCGCCGACAUGCGCGUCACGCGGUGGGUCGAGACCUACCGCUCGCAGCUGGACAAACUCCAGCUCUAUGCAGCGCGGGCGAUGUUCGAUGCUGCGCGAGGCCGACGAGCGCGCGCGGCGCUCGAACAGGCUCGUGCGGCGGGUCGACAAGCCGAGGCGAAGGAGCUUGUGGCGGCGAUGCGCAAGACGGCUCCGCCGCAGAUCUUGCUUCGGUGCCAGUUCUGCUCGACCAACAUCUCGCCGCCGAAAGGGGUGUUCUUGCCUGGCGAGCAGCGGGAAGGUCGGAAGGGUGAUGGACCGCGUGGGCACAAGGCCUCGCUCUGUCCGUCCUGCUCGAAGCAGCUUCCGGCCUGCUCUGUCUGCCUCACCCGCCCUUCAGUCAGCGCCUUCGAAGCAGAUGGCCCCGCAACGCUCUCCUGGUGCAUCCGCUGCCGGCACGGCGGACACGCUUCUCACCUCCUCGCCUGGUUCGAGACCUCGCGAGUCUGCGCGGUCGCUGGAUGCGACUGCGAGUGCAGCAGUCGGCAGUGA
Rhodotorula toruloides NP11 is the source of this 3276-nucleotide messenger RNA. Its product is annotated as WD repeat protein YBl104C-like protein. The coding region runs from base 1 to 3276 and encodes 1091 amino acids. The record is from RefSeq and is a predicted model, not a curated record. Gene Ontology annotation, cellular component: cytoplasm. Lineage: Eukaryota; Fungi; Basidiomycota; Microbotryomycetes; Sporidiobolales; Sporidiobolaceae. The transcript is spliced from 12 exons. Gene Ontology annotation, molecular function: protein binding. Gene Ontology annotation, biological process: positive regulation of TORC1 signaling.